Messenger RNA from Schistosoma guineensis, 924 nucleotides. Lineage: Eukaryota; Metazoa; Platyhelminthes; Trematoda; Strigeidida; Schistosomatidae. The record is from the annotation of a GenBank genome assembly.
AUGGGAAAUUCGAAUUCGUCUAAUAAUGAUCAAAACAAUUGGAUGACAGUUACUCCUAAUGACGCUUCUAUGCCUAUGUUUGAACUAUCACUUCGGUCUGUAGUCGAAAGACGACCUAUUUUCCCUUCUAAAAUUUCGUUCAAUAAUGGUCAAUCAUCCAAUUUUAUACUUCCGGCAGCGAUAGGAGCGAAGUGGACAAGUGAUUUUGUGGGUGUUCCAGUAACUGCUGGUGAUAAAUCAUCUGUUGGAAAUUCAUCAUGUCUACCUAACACUCAUCAGCCAACGAACUUUUCAUCAAUUCAACAGCCUGCCAACUUCCUAAACAAUUCAGUUGCACAGAUACGAAAUAAUCCAUCACAUAAUUCACCCCAGAUAUCUACAGAAGGGCAAUUUGUUGCUUUGCAUGAUUACGUUAAACGUGUAGAUGAUGAUUUGAAUAUGACCAAAGGACAAAUAUUUAAUAUACUCGAUAAUUCAGACUGUGAUUGGUGGUAUGCAGGAUGUGUAUCUACUGAUAGUCGAGGAUAUGUACCCAAAAAUCAUUUAGCAGCUGUUACCAGUUUAGAAUCCAAUGAAUGGUAUUUUGGAGGAUUGAAACGUAUUGAAGCUGAACAUUAUCUUCAACUUCCGGGAAAUGAUCAUGGCUCUUUUUUGGUUCGAAUCAGUGAAUCUCAAUCCAGUGAAUAUUCUUUAUCAGUACGAGAAGAGAAUACUGUUAAGUACUAUCGUAUUCGACCAAGAUAUUCACGAACUGACCUUACAUUAAAACGUUUAUACAUUUCAAGACAACUGCCUUAUGUUAAUAUUCAACAGCUAGUCAAUCAUUAUUUAGAGAAUCAAUCUGGUUUAUGUUGUCGAUUGGGCAGACCAUGUAUUCGACCAACUCAUCCAGAACCUGUAGGUCUUUUACAAAAAACUUAUUGA